Messenger RNA from Penaeus indicus, 3961 nucleotides. RefSeq names its product neogenin-like. NCBI's taxonomy places the organism in Eukaryota, Metazoa, Arthropoda, Malacostraca, Decapoda, Penaeidae. The coding region runs from base 1 to 3279 and encodes 1092 amino acids. Gene Ontology annotation, cellular component: membrane. The record is from RefSeq and is a predicted model, not a curated record. The transcript has 19 exons. Gene Ontology annotation, molecular function: cytokine receptor activity; protein binding. Gene Ontology annotation, biological process: cell-cell adhesion.
AUGGGGAACUCCAACCUUGGACUCAGCCCUCGACUCAACUACUUCUGCAUGGUCUCUUUUUUCCCUUCCCUCUUUAGGUUUCUGUCCCUUCAACCAUCUUCUGCUACCACCUCCUUCGUAAGAGGAAGAGAGGAAGAGGAGGAGGAGGAGGAGGAGGACGAGGAAUUGCUUUUGCCUGACCAGCCGUCCUCUCCGCGGCGAUUGCAGGCGAUUAUUGCAAGCAAUCGCUUCAUCACCCUGGCCUGGCACGAACCGAGGCUCAAUAACGAGCACAUUGUCGGGUAUUCCGUUUUCUAUCGCCAGGAGGGGUCACUCAGAGAACGCGUCCAGAACGUGAGCGCCAGUUCGUCCAGCGAGGGCCUGGACGAGUACAAGACGCAGAUCGGGCAGCUGAGCCCCGGGACGGAAUAUUUGGUCCGCGUCGUGGCCCACAGCUCUAAGGGCGGGCCGGGGCUGUCCAGUGGCGAGGUCCGCGUGAGCACCAAGCCCGACCUGGACCUCCCCCCCGCCCCCCAGGGCCUACGGGUCACCCCCCUCUCCCCCAGGUCACUCGAGGUCGUGUGGGAAGGUCACCGGCCUACGGGUAGCCCCUCCCCCCCUCCCCCCUCUUCCUCAGUCCUCCUAGGGGGGGGAGGAGGAGGAGGAGGAGGAGGAGAGGAGGCGAAGAAGAGGAAGAAGGUGGAAGUGGAGGAAGAGGAAGAGGAAGAGAAGAGAAGGAGGAAGAAGGAGAGGACGCCGGUGACCGGUUACGUGAUGUAUUAUAUGCAGGUCGGCUCGGCGGAAGAGCACGAGGUGGAGGUCAGUCCCUCCGCGACCCGACACGACCUGGAAGGCCUCGACGAGUUCACCGAGUACAGCGUGUGGCUCGUGGCCGUCAACGCCAACGGGGCCGGCGACGCGACGCGGGAGGUGACGGCCAGGACCUUCUCGGACGUACCCACGAGGGAGCCGCAGAACGUGACGGUGGAGGCGGCCAGCUCUAGGAGCCUCAUCCUACGCUGGGAGCCCCCCCCACCCCAGGACCAGAACGGCGUUAUCACCGGCUACAAAAUCCGCUACAAGGAACGAGGGAAGGCAGGCUCGACCAAGACGAAGACGACCGACGGCAACCGCAGGCUCUUCGCCCUCACGGAUCUGAAGAGGAGCACGCAGUAUUCUAUUAAGCUUUCUGCCCUUACGGUGAACGGCUCGGGCCCGUCGACCCACUGGAUCCCAGCCGAGACCUUUGCCAACGACCUCGACGAAAACCGCGUCCCCGAUAAGCCGACGAGCCUCAGAGCAUUGGCCAUGAAGGACCACAUCAGCGUGAAGUGGCAACCUCCGCAGCUGCAGAACGUAAUGGUGCGAGGCUACACCAUUGGCUGGGGCAAAGGGAUCCCUGACGUGUAUUCCAAGAUCGUCGACAGCAAGCAGAGGAGUUACGUCAUCGAAGGAUUAGAACCCAACGCAGAGUACGUCAUCAGCCUACGAGCGUUCAACAGCGUGGGCGACGGACAGCCAGUCUACGAGCAGGUCCGCACACGUCCUCCUGAGCCUCCUUCCGCACCCACCCUCACCCCCCCAGUGGGUCUUAAGGCCGAGGUUCUCACGCCCUUCACCGUCGCUCUGCAGUGGACCGAUACAACACUGAAUCGAAACCAGUACAUCAGCGACACGCGUUUCUACACCGUACGCUACACCACCUUCGCCUCGGCCACGUCCUCCAGCCCCAGGUUCCGUUACCGCAACGCCUCCGACGUCACCUGCCUCAUCGACAACCUCAAACCCAACACGGUGUACGAGUUCGCCGUCAAGACCAUUAAGGGCCGCCGAGAAUCCCCGUGGAGCCUCGUGACCUCCAACACGACCCUACAGGCCCGCCCCUCCUCCCCCCCGCGGGAUAUCACCGUCGUCCCCAUCCCCGGCGAGCCCCACACGAUAGUCUUCAAUUGGCAGCCCCCGAAGCAGGCCAACGGCAAGAUCACAGGCUACCUCAUCUUCUACACGACCGACGCCAACGGAGACUGGGUCAUGGAAGAGGUCAAGGGCGACCGCAUGACCUUCCGCGUGCACGGCCUGACACCGGCCACCCUCUACUAUUACAAGAUGCAGGCGCGCAACGUCAAGGGCUUCGGGCCAUUGUCCGGGGUCGGCAACUUCACGACGAUGGUGGCGGGCUUGGACCGAGCGACAGCCGUGCCCCCGAGCCCCGGCUGGUUCCUGGACCAGAGCAGCCUCAUUGUCCUGGCCGUGGCAGGGGUGGGGGGGGCGCUGACCGUCCUAGGGGCCCUGGUGGGGUUGGCCCUCUACUGCCGCCGGAACAAACCUAUGCCCAGGCACGGCAAUCUAUCGCACCGUGGGGCAGGCAAAUCCAGCACCGGCCUUGGAGGUAGCGGCUUAGGCGGCUCGGGAGGAGGCGGACAGCCCGAGCUCAAACCGCCCGACCUCUGGAUCCAUCACGAUCACCACCUGGAGAUGAAGAACCUCGAUAAAGGAGACGACAGAAGAGGAGGCGGAGGAGGGGGGAUGUCUUCGCCUGACCGGGAGACGGCGGUCGAUCUCACGGGUCCUGACUUUGACCGCGAUGAUAAAAACAAUACAUACACGUCCACAUCGACCCUCGACAGACGCACGCCAUACCAGUCCACCUAUCUGCUGGUGGGCGGCAGCACGUCGAGCAGCGUGUACAGUGAGGGCCCCCACUCCCUCCACCGUCCCGGGGGGGGAGGAGGGGGAGGAGGAGGAGGAGGCUACUCCCUGGCCCAGUUCCCCCCCCCCUCGUCCGUCGGGGUGGUGGGGGGGCUAGGAGGCCUUGGAGGGGUAGGGGGUGGGGGUCCUGCUUCCACCUCGUCGCCUGCGGAGAAUCCCUACGGCCCCAACCCUACCAGCUCGACUCUCCCCGACGGAGCGGGAAGUGGGGGCAGCUCCACCCUAGGGAAACGCUCAGGAAAUCCUCUGCGGUCCUUCAGCGUCCCUGCCCCCCCUCAGUCGGCGCCCACUACACCUCAGCCGAAGCAUAUGGUGGGCAUGCGACCCCCAGGCAGCGGCGUGACGUCCCCCUUCAAGAAACCCCCCCUCGUCCCACCCCCCUCGGGCUCGGGAGGCGGCUCGCGGUGGGGCCCGGGCACGGGAGGAGGGGGGGGAGGCCCCAUCCGCGUCGACGCCCUGCCGGAACAUGAGGAAGCCAGCGAGGCCCUGCUCCACGGCUACUCGACGGAAGAACUCUCGCAGGAAAUGGCAAAUCUUGAGGGACUGAUGAAAGAUCUCUCGGCUAUUACGGCUAAUCAGUUUAAUUGCUAGGAAGGAGGAAUAGGAAAAGAAGGAGAAUAAAAGAAGGAAGAAGAAGAAGGAGAAUAAAAGAAGAGAAAGAAGAGAGACAGACAGAGAGAGGGACCGAGGAGGAAAGGAAAAGAAGAGUGAGAAAAGAAGGAAAAGAAGAGAAAGGAGGAGGAUAAGAAAGAAAGAAUUGAGAUAGAGGAGAAGAAUAAGAAGAGAGAAAGAGAAAGGAAGAGGAUAAGAGAAGGAAAAGAAGAGAGAAAGAGAGAAAGGAGGAAAUGCAAAUCUGGAGGGACUGAUGAAAGAUCUCUCGGCUAUUACGGCUAAUCAGUUUAAUUGCUAGGAAGAAGAUGGAGGAGAAUAAAAGAAGAGAAAGAGAGAGAAAGGAGGAGAAUAAGAGAAGGAAAAGAAUAGAGUAAGAAGAAGGAAAAGAAGGGAAGGGAGGAGGAUAAGAAGAAGGAAAAGAAGAGAGAGAGAGGAGCAUAAGCUUCGAGUCCCGUGCCAACCACGACACCGAAAACCAACAAACGAUUCCCUUCUCUGGGGCUGAACGGCACUCUGAACACCCCCCUCCCCCCCUCCCCCCCUCCCCUCUCCUGCCUCAAACACUGCCACAUUGAGGCCGAACACCCCCCCCUCCCCCCCCCCUUUCAAACACUGCCACGCCGAGGCUGUGACUAUGACGAAUAUACUUUUUUUUUUUUUU